This is a messenger RNA of Topomyia yanbarensis, 3877 nucleotides long. RefSeq lists its product as uncharacterized. The transcript has 8 exons. The coding region runs from base 511 to 3864 and encodes 1117 amino acids. The record is from RefSeq and is a predicted model, not a curated record. Lineage: Eukaryota; Metazoa; Arthropoda; Insecta; Diptera; Culicidae.
CGAGGUGGCAAGACCGCUUUUUUCCAGCGAUGGAUCGUUCGUUGAACGCAACUUGACGGUUUGACUAGCGUUUUUUUGUUGUUGGUUUGUUUGUUUCAUUUGGAAUAGUAGGCUAUUGCUGAAAUUAAGCGUCAUUGAAGAAGUUGUCGGUGAAGAUGGACAAACGAAUAAAAAAAUAACAAAGUAUUCUGAGCGAGUGAGCAGUGUUACCAAGCAACAAAAUGUUGCCAAUCAGUGAAGCUUGAAAUCGAACAAAGAAGAACAAAGUGUUACUACGAAACGGUGCACUGCAAUAUUCGCGCAAGACUGCACCGGCGAAGUGAGCAAAAGAAACAAUAAAACACAGAAAAAAAAAACUCGAAACACAGAAAGACAUCUUACCAACUCUAGCAAUGAUUGAAAAAUGCAGCAAAAGUAGAGCAACUAAAUAGAAGAGGAAGAAAAAAGCACUGCAAGAAACAAUCAAAGUGCAUGUCGUGAACUUGAGAAGCGUGGCGGGGGCGGAGGGCUAUGAAGAAAUUCAUCACGACCAAAUUGCACGCAUCGUCGGUUAAAGAGAGCCUCCAUCACGAAGCGAACGAAGAAGAGCAGCAGCAAACAUCCGAAGAAGACGAAUCGGCGACCCACACCACAGAAGUAACAACCGGCACCGGUGGUAUUAUCGUUGAACCGAAAUCAGUACCAUCAUCAUUAUCACCAUCUCCGGUGGUGGCGGCGGUCACAGCCAUGACAUUGAAUUCCGUAUCCACCGGUGGUGGUGGUGGUUGUGGUGGCAAGCAGAAGCCGCAGCAGCAUGAUGCCGACGGUGAUGAUGGGAUGGCGGUCGAAUUGCCGCCUACUUUGAUCCAGCCUAAACAACCCCAGCAGUCAAAGGUACAGCCGCAGCAUGCCAUCAUUACCAUCAGCAAGCCGAAGCUGCUGCCGUCGGCGCUGCCGCCGUCGGUGGUGAGCGGUUCGACCUCGACGGCGGCUCAGGUCAAGAUGUGCGGUUAUCUCAAGAAGAAGCGAAAUAAGAUGGGCGGCUGGCGAAAGAUGUACUUUAUCCUGCAGAACCAGCUGCUGCUUUCCUACUCGUCGAAGGACGACUACGAGAAGAAGCUCGCCCCCUUCAAGGACAUCAUCAAUCUGGUCCCGGGGACGGUGAUUAUUCCGACCACCGGACCGCGCUUCACCAUCGAAACCAACUCCAAGGUGUUGUACACGUUUCGCUGCGAUGAUCAUAAAACCUGUUCCGAGUGGAUAACUGCGCUGCUCGACAGUCUCAAAGGUGACGGAGGCGGCGGGAUUGGCGAUAAAAGGUACAGCCGCGGCAGCCUGCACGGCGCUAGUACCCUGCAGCACCAUCUGACCCACCGAUCGCUGUCCUCUCUUUCCUCUUCAUCCUCGUCGGCAUCAUCGACCGGCUCGUCGGCGCACUGCCAUUACGCCACCGAUGAUCCCUCGAAGAUGGCCAUCACAUCGAUCCGACGGCUGCAGCAGCACAAUCUGCCACAUCCGCUAGGCAGCACCACCACUACCACCGGUGUCGGUAAGACUGGUGGCAACCGGCCGCAGACGCAUCAGCAGCAGCAGCAACAGCAGGCAUCCCUAUCGGCACCGAACCUAUUCUACGGAUUCGGGAGCAUCGUUAGCAGCACCGGCGCUGGCAGUGGCGUGAAAGUUGGGAAAUUGGUGCAGCUGCCCAUUGCUAGCGGGACGGCUAGGCUGCUGGAGCGUGGAGGGGCCAACAACGGGCAGAAAAAGUACAAGAUACUCACCAUCAACGAGGUGGACGACGAUGGGGAAAACGAUGAAAAGCCAACAACAACAACAACACCAACAGCAGCAAAGGCAGUAGCAGUAGCAGUGGCGCGUGAUAUCAGUAACGGUAACAUCAGCCGAGGGGACCCGGGGAUCAAAGUGACGACCAAAACCAGUCAAAGCAGUAGCAGCGAUAGCAACAACAACAACAACAGCUCGAGGACAAACCCAGACAACGACGACAACCACAGCGACGGAGGUAAACGGGGGGACAAAGUAAAGCACGUGAAAAGCAGCAGAUCAGUUGAUAGUCGACUGGUUGGUGAACUGAAGCAGCACCUGGGAGUCGUUGGUGUCGUCGGCGGAAGUGGUGGCGGUGGUGGUGGUGCAGGAGGAGGAACAGAAGGAAAGACAGCCACAGCCCUAGCCAACAACUUCCGACUGCACACCGAUCGGGGAAAAAUGCAUCAGUCCGUUGAGGUGUGUCGGAUCAACAGUAUGUUUAGUGACGGCGGUGGCGUCGGUGCCGGCAGAUUCCAGCAAACAACAACUGGCCGUGGUCAAAACAUUGCAAUUUUGGCGGCCAGUACCGGUGAUCUACGCCGGUUCGGCACUGGAAGCAGUUUUGCAAGUGGUAACAAUAAUCGCGCGGCUACCGGAGGAGGAGGAGGCGGAGGUGGUAGUGCAACGGAUCUGCGACUAGUGGCUACGAGAGUUGGUGGCGUGCGGCCAGAUUUGCUGCUGCCGGCGAUGGCGAUGAUGGAUUCCAAACCGCUCACCGAUAUCAAUCACAACAAUCUUACCAAGUGGAGUGCGGAUAGCAUCACCAUCGCCCUAACGGAGAAUGGCUUCUCGCUGGGUGGAGGCGGCAACGCCGCCGGCAUCAGAAGCGUCGGCUCUACGGACACCCUUUAUCGGAAACUAAAACCCGACCCGGCUACAACCUCAUCGAUAAACUGCACCCGCAGCAACAGCCACAGCAGCGAUCUGCACCGGUCUAGUCAAUCAUCCAGCAGCCGAACGGACCUGAACCGAUCGACCGUUCGUCGGCAUGACUCCCGGUCACCACCGAAGAGAAGUGCCUCCGGUGAUCGUGCUGCCCUCCUCGGUGGUUACCAGCUACGAUCAGAACCCAUCUACGCCGUGGUUGAUAUGAGUCUAAAGAAAGCUCGUCGACUGAAUCAGUUCAGCUACGGUGUCCGGGAAGAGGAUCUAGUCAAACUGGGUGAGGCUGGUGAUUUUCCACCCUCGGAGCAUAGCAUUAAGGUGGAAAUGGUACGUGAUUCGGAGACCGGGCGGCUUAAGGAAAGGUCCAACAUCGAUGGUCCGAUACCGUUGGCCAGCGGAAGUAUCGCACCGGUAAACACUAACGAUUACGAAGAACUGAGCGAUUUAACGAUUGAAAACUUUGCUAAUUUUGAUUUGGAGAAUUCUAAUGACGACGAGAACAUCUAUGAACCGAUCAACAUUCCUGAACACCCACUCUCGUCUAAUCAUUCAUCACCUCAACCCACCGCCACCGGUUCCUCGCAGAUGAACAGUCUAUGGCGCAACCUGAAGAAAAUGAAUAUCAACCAGCUGAUCAAGCGACCGGGAACUCACCCGGAUAUGGUCCACCUAUCAAACCAAAGAGAAGAAAUCGAGGCCGAUACCGGUUCAGUACCACCCACCACCAAAGGCUCCACUUUCAGUGAAUUAAGCAAAAAAUUCGGUCACCAUCGGCGUUCGAUUAAAAAUCGGAUGCGAGUUCUGGUUGAUCGCCACGGUGGCCAACAGCAACAACAACAACCGCCGCCAACGGGCGGCUCCUCAUCGGAUGGCGCCGCUCCGCCAUUGCUGCUAACCCAAUCGGAUGAGAAGCUGCGUAAACAUGCUGACAGUCGACCGCUGUUCAGUACAUUUGGGAGGAAUAAAAAAUCUAGAAAAUCGCUGUCGUUCGAUGAUUUUGUACCGAAGAAAAAGCACCAUCAACACCUGCAGGGGGUUGUGGUGGGUGUUAUCUGCAAGGCGGAUAAGGCUAACGACGAACUGCACGAGGAGCUGAAGCGGCAGCUGUCGAAGCGGUCGGAUAGUAGCGGGGGGAGCAGUACCGGUCAGGAGAAUAAGAAUAGUUUAGAGUUGUAGUAGUUCGGAGGGG